GAAGAAUCAGUCUCCUUUCUUCCCGUUUCUUCUCCGCUCUUGCCAUUUGUAAAGGCUGGUCCAGCUCUUUCUAAAAACGUGCAUCUGCGUUCGCGGAGGGAUACUUUGCAUCCUUUCAUGUGUGUAGAGGGUCUGUUUUUGCUACUGCUACUGGCACCGCUGCCUGCCUGCCUGCCUGCCCGCCCGAUAUAGCCAAGCGGCGAUAGGCGCUUGCCGUCAGUCGGUGAGCGGCGCUGCUCGGCUUUCCGGGCUGGGGUUGAUGUGAGUGUAUAUGGCUCUGCGCGGGCGCGCGCGCGCGCUUGAUUGAAGGGUAGACUUGUACGCGAAGAGGAGACGCAGGAGCAGGCAAAGCGGCGGCAAAGUAAGCCGCAAGAGCUGGCUUUUCCUAGGCUCAGCACCCUCGCUUAACUUGGGAACUGUCCACCAGUGUGAGCUCCUGAAAAAAUGAACCUGCCGGUGCUCUACCUGUUCGGAUUGUUUCUCAGUAGCGGGCAAGCACUUCAAGUGUCAAUUUCCCUCAGCAAGGUAGAAGUCAGUGUGGGUGUGUCAAAAUUCUUCACUUGUACAGUAAUAGGUGAACCUGAGAGUAUAGAUUGGUAUAAUCCACAAGGAGAAAAGAUCAUUUCUAAUCAGAGAGUGAUGGUGCAGAAAGAAGGUGUAAGAUCACGAUUAACCAUUUACAAUGCCAAUGUGGAAGAUGCGGGAAUAUACAGGUGUCAAGCAACUGAUUCUUCAGGAUUUAGUCAAGAAGCUACUGUUGUUUUGGAAAUUUACCAAAAGCUCACAUUCCAGGAUGUCUCAUCACCUCAAGAAUUUGUACAGGGGGAAGAUGUACAAGUCAUUUGCCAUGUGAUCAGUUCACCUGCACCUAUUGUCAGCUGGUUAUAUCAAAAUGAGGAAGUCUCAAAUAUUGCUGACAAUAGAUUUGCCAUGUUGCCAAACAACAAUCUUCAAAUUCUUAAAAUUAAUAAAAGUGAUGAAGGAGUAUACAGAUGUGAAGGAAGAGUCGAAGCUAGAGGAGAAAUUGACUUUCGGGAUAUAAUUGUAAUUGUAAAUGUUCCGCCAAUCAUUACUUUGCUUCAGAAGUCCUUUAAUGCUACAGCAGAUCGUGGAGAGGCAGUUACUUUGUUCUGUAAAGCUACUGGUUCUCCUGAACCUGAAAUCAACUGGUACAGAAAGGGCAAACGUAUUGAGGAAAGUGAUAAAUAUACAUUAAGAGGCAGGAAUAUGGAACUAACCAUAAAAGAUAUAAAAAAUGUUGAUUCUGGUCCCUAUAUUUGUGAAGCAAGAAAUAAAGCAGGAAGAGUGACAAAUCAGACUUUCAUGCAAGUUUUUGUACAGCCUCAAAUAAUACAACUUAAAAAUGAAACCACCUUUGAAAAUGGUCAAGCCACUCUGAUAUGUGAAGCAGAAGGAGAACCAGUUCCUGAAAUUACUUGGAAAAGAGCUGUUGAUGGAAUAACAUUUUCUGAAGGUGAAAAGAAUCCAGAUGGUCGAAUAGAAGUCAAGGGACAAUAUGGAAGAUCGUCACUACACAUUAAAGAUGUGAAAUUGACAGAUUCGGGGAGAUAUGACUGUGAAGCUGCAAGUAGAAUUGGAGGACAUCAAAAGAGCAUGUAUCUUGAUAUUGAAUAUGCGCCAAUCUUUGUGUCAAAUCAAACAAUUUAUUAUUCUUGGGAAGGAAAUCCCAUCAACAUAAGUUGUGAUGUUCUGUCCAAUCCAGCAGCAUCUCUGCAGUGGAGAAGAGGAAAAUUGGUUUUACCUGUAGAAAAUACAAUUCAUUUAAAGACUCAUAGUAGUGAAAACAAAUUGAUAUUAGAGAUUGCUCCCACAUCAGACAUUGACUUUGGACAUUACAACUGUACAGCCACAAAUAGAAUAGGGAAAAGAUAUCAGGAAUAUAUCCUAGCCUUGGCUGAUGUACCAUCCAGUCCACAUGGAGUUAAAAUUGUAGAUGUAUCACAGACUUUUGCUAAAGUAUCUUUUAAUAAACCAGAUUCUCAUGGAGGUGUCCCGAUUCAUCAUUACCAAGUGGAUGUAAAAGAAGUCACUUCAGAAACAUGGAAAGUUGUUCUUUCACAUGCAGUUCAGACUAUGGUUAUUCUCAGUAAUCUGGAACCAAAUACAACAUACGAAAUAAAAGUUGCUGCUGUAAAUGGAAAAGGGCAAGGAGAAUAUAGUAAAAUUGAGAUAUUUCAGACUUUACCAGUUCGUGAACCAAGUCCUCCAUCAAUUCAUGGACAACCAGGUAGUGGAAAAAGCUUUAAACUUAGCAUAACAAAACAAGAUGAUGGAGGAGCACCUAUUUUAGAAUAUAUUGUAAAAUAUAGAAGUAAAGAUAAGGAAGAGCAAUGGCAAGAAAAAAAGGUUCAUGGUAAUAAAGACUUCAUUAUUCUUGAGCAUUUGCAGUGGACAAUGGGCUAUGAAGUGCAAAUUACUGCUAUAAACAGACUGGGAUAUUCUGAACCAACUUUAUAUGAGUUCAUCAUGCCACCAAAGCCCAAUAUUAUUACAGGUACUUUGUUUAAUGGACUUGGACUUGGUGCAGUCAUUGGACUGGGUGUAGCUGCUCUUCUGCUAAUACUUGUGGUGACUGACGUCAGCUGCUUCUUUGUACGGCAGUGUGGAUUGCUAAUGUGCAUCACUAGAAGGAUCUGUGGGAAAAAGAGUGGGUCCAGUGGGAAGAGUAAAGAGCUGGAAGAAGGAAAAGCAGCAUAUUUGUGAGUAUUGGUCACAACACUUUGAGAAAAAUAAUAUUUACCAGUAACUUGCAAAUAACAUACAAACUCUAGUAUCUCAAGAGCCGUAAGGAUUGUGCUUCAACAAAUAUUCUCUAACUUUUACUUAAUGUUGUUUACUUUCUGCAGCUCUACCAAAGUUUUGUGACAGAUGGAGUUUGGGAAAUCAGAUGUUACUUUAACAAAAUUCAUAUUUGUAUUUUUAUUCUAUUCAGUCAAAACAACACAAAUUUAUACAGUUGGACAUCUGAAUUCUCUGGACUGUAGUUGUAGAGUAUACUGUGAGCAGAGUAUAUUGAGACAUGUAUCACUAAUAUUUCAAAUAUUAUUUGUAUUACCACAAUUUUAAAAAGGUCAUUGAAC
Molecule: messenger RNA, 3101 nt
Organism: Thamnophis sirtalis
Lineage: Eukaryota; Metazoa; Chordata; Lepidosauria; Squamata; Natricidae
Source: RefSeq, a predicted model, not a curated record